GGACAAACACAGUACAUAGCUGAUAGCGCCCUUUGUAAAGCCCCGUGAAGCGAGGAGGUUUCUGUGUUGACUUGGGCUGUUCAUAGAAUUGAUAUUGAAAAGCAGCUUCCUCUUCAACAUGACCAAGUCUGGACAAGAUCUAAAGACCUAAUUAUUGGUGGACCGACACCACAGUACGUUCGAGCUUUGAGCUUUGGGGCCUUGGGCUUUGAUUGAGCCUUGAGCUUUGACUUUGGUUCCAUUCCCCCAGCGUCGGGUCAAACCCCCCUACUAACCUUGGCCACAUGAAACAACUAUCAGAGACCUCGGUGCAUGGCCUUAUUGCUCCUUUCUUCACUUUCCUUCUGUGAUUUCCGUCGGGCAUAUACUGUCGUUCAUCUAACAGACGAUCUAUCUGACUCAGAGGACCACCCUACCUGCCAAACCUCCCCGACUGAAACCGUUGCGCCUGUCCAACAGAUCCUGGCAAGCCAUGGCGGCAGCUCCAGCCAAGCAGUCGUACUCGACCGACCCGGCGCUUUACAUAUACACCUCGCUUACAGCUGGCUCUUCACACAUCGUGACAGCAACCUCGCGGCUGGAAACAAUCCUCAAGGCGAAUCGCGUGCCAUUCAAGGCCAUCGACUUGGCCACAGAUGAGAAGGCUCGCAUGCUGUGGGGCCGACGGGCAGGCAAAGAUGAGGGCGGCCGUGUGAGAAAGCUGCCCGCGCUGGUGCAGAUGGGCCUGGUGCUGGGUGACCUCGUCGAGAUCGAAGACUGGAACGAGUACGGCGAGCUGAAACAGCACGUCAAAAUCUACUACGAUGAGUUCACGAUACCCGCCAAGGGCGCCGCGCAGAUCCCCAACCCGCUCAAGAGGCCCAUCUACGGAAACUCAGUAGCAGCCUCUGCUAGCAAACCCGCCGCAUCCGGCUCUACAUCCACGACUCCCAAACCCAUACCCGCGGCGCCGCCGCUUCCUGGCAAGAAGGAGAACCAACCGGCAACCAAUAAAACAGAAGGGGCUAAAAAGUCUCCCGCGGCCGCUGUGGUCGCGCCCACCAAGAGCAUCGCCGAGGAGGCUGCGCAGAAGGCCAAGCAAGUCCGCCUGGACACUCUUAGGAAGGCCGUCCAGAGCGACAAGGAUAAGGCUGCCGCUGCUGCUGCCUCCAAGGACACCGAGAGCAACGAGAAGAAGACGCCAACGUCCACGGCUAAGCCUGCUGCUACUACCACUACUACUAGUCCUCCUAUUACCACUACCACGGCCACGGCCAAGGAAAUACCGGCCGAUUCUGGAGCAUCUGCCGCUGGUCUGCAAUCGCCUACCUCGGGACGCUGGGCGACGAAUCCUAUAGAGGAUAGUCUAGGCAAUGUGUUGCAGAGCCCCACAUCUGGCACGUGGAAAUCGGGGAGCUCUGAUGUUUCCUUGCCCAUAAGGGAGCACAGGGGUUCUUCCGUGGUGGAAGCUUCCAAGGAGGAAAUUGCUGCCAUUGAGAAGUCAGAAGCCAUUCCCGAGGCCGCUGUUGAAGAUUCAGAUGACGAGGAAGAGGAAGAAGAGGAAGAUAGCGAGGACGAGGACGAGGAUGAGGAUGAGGAUGAGGAUGAUAGUGAAGACGAGGAAGAGCAGCCGAAGAAGGCGGCGAAGAAAUAAUGGCCUGAUAGUAGGUGACUAUGUAUGGAGGUCAUAACAGCCGUUUGAGCCUAGAUCCUGAACAAAUCUGUUGUGGCAAAAGGCUGUCGGUUUGACCACCCAUAAUACGUUGUACAACGCAGCUUGCGUCGCUUUGUUACUAAAUGAUAGUCAUCGGCAGAUCAUGAUAUCUUACA
Truncatella angustata is the source of this 1809-nucleotide messenger RNA. RefSeq lists its product as uncharacterized. The transcript is spliced from 3 exons. Lineage: Eukaryota; Fungi; Ascomycota; Sordariomycetes; Amphisphaeriales; Sporocadaceae. Bases 473 to 1633 code for a protein of 386 amino acids. Gene Ontology annotation, cellular component: cytoplasm. The record is from RefSeq and is a predicted model, not a curated record.